Messenger RNA from Rosa rugosa (rugosa rose), 4078 nucleotides. Its product is annotated as pentatricopeptide repeat-containing protein At2g17210. The record is from RefSeq and is a predicted model, not a curated record. Gene Ontology annotation, molecular function: protein binding; RNA binding. The coding region runs from base 88 to 2349 and encodes 753 amino acids. Gene Ontology annotation, biological process: RNA modification. Lineage: Eukaryota; Viridiplantae; Streptophyta; Magnoliopsida; Rosales; Rosaceae. The transcript is spliced from 6 exons.
AUGUUUCGUCUAUUUUAACAUAAGAUGUAUAAAAUUUGGUUGGAGAGCGCCAAAGUAGAACCAACAAUUCGUGCAUUCUAGUUGGACAUGCGCGUUCCAAGCAGUACCAACCUCUGUAAUUGGCAUUUGAAGCUCAAAGACUUAUCAUCCAAUGGAAAAUGGGUAGAAUUACUCUGCCACUACCAUCAAGUAAACAAAGCUGGACUUCACCCAACACACUAUUCAGUCUUCCCUCCAAUUCUCAAAGCAUGUUCAAACCUGCUUUCCUACUCCUAUGGAAAAUCUAUACAUGGGUGGUUGAUCAAAACUGGGUGUGAUUCAUGCACUUCCAUUGCUAACUCCACCAUGGACUUCUACAUCAAAACCAGGGACCCAGAUUCUGCAUUGGGUGUUUUUAACUCUGUGAGGUGGAGAGAUCAAGUUUCUUGGAAUAUUAUGGUUUAUGGGAGCCUUGAUCUGGGGAAUUUAGAACAAGGGUUAUGGUGGUUUAACAAGGCCAGGGUUUCGGUUUGUGGGUUUCAACCCAAUACUUCUACUCUGGUGCUUGUGAUUCAAGCCUGUCGUCGGCUUAGAGAUAAAUAUGAAGGACUGAAAGUACAUGGUUACGUGAUUCGAGGCGGGUUUUGUUAUAUAUCUUCAGUUCAGAACUCAUUGUUGAGUCUGUAUGCAGAAGAUGAUGACAUGGAGAGUGCGCACAAGCUGUUCGACGAAAUGUCUGAGAGAGAUGUCAUCUCUUGGAGUGUGAUGAUAGGAGGUCAUGUGCAUUGCGUGGAAGCUGAAAUCGGCAUGAAGAUGUUCCGAAAGAUGGUAUGUGAGCUUGGAGUUGAACCAGAUGGCGUAACUGCGGUCAGUGUUCUUAAAGGGUGCGCUAGUUUGAGGGACUUGACCAUGGGAACAUCGCUCCAUGGGUUGGUAAUCUAUAGAGGGUUAGAUUCUGAUCUGUUUGUUGGAAACUCUUUAAUUGAUAUGUAUGCCAAGUGUAGUGAUGCGGAUUCUGCCUUUAAAGUUUUUGAGGAGUUGCCGCAAAGAAAUAGGGUCUCAUGGAAUUCUAUGUUGUCUGCAUUUGUCCAUAAUGAAAGGUACAUGGAUGCCCUGUCACUGUUUUAUUCUAUGGGGAAGGAAGGUAUCAACGCAGAUGAAGUGACUCUGGUGAAUAUUCUUCAAAUAUGCAAGCAUUUGCGCCUAGUUGAUUGCAAGUCGGUGCACUGUGUAACAAUCAGGUGGGGAUUUGAAUCAAAUGAGUUGCUCCUAAAUUCGCUCAUUGAUGCUUAUGCAAAGUGCAAUUGUAUCGAGCUUGCAUGGAAACUUUUUGAUAGGAUGAAGAAAAGAGAUGUGGUUUCGUGGAGCACUAUGAUUGCAGGGUUUACGCAUUGUGGCAGACCUGAUCAAGCAAUUGCUGUCUUCGGUGAGAUGACAAGGCUGCAGGUGCAGGAUGAUCAGAAGCCCAAUGAGAUUACACUCAUAAAUCUUUUGGAAGCUUGUUCAGUUUCAGCUGAAUUGAAAUGGGCCAAAGGGGCACAUGGAAUUGCUAUUCGAAGAGGUUUGUCAACUGCAGAUCAAGUAGCCGUCGGAACUGCAACUGUUGACAUGUACUCGAAAUGCGGGGCAAUAGGAGAAUCAAGAAAGGUGUUCGACCAGAUUUCCGAAAAAAACAUUGUGUCAUGGAGUGCCAUGAUAGCUGCAUAUGGCAUGAAUGGUCUUGCACAUGAAGCUCUAGCUUUGGUUGAGGAAAUGAAGCUGUAUGGUGCAAAGCCAAAUGCAGUGACCACCCUUUCUAUGCUAUCUGCCUGCAGCCAUGGAGGCUUAGUUGAAGAAGGGCUCUCCUUGUUCAACUCACUUGUUCAAGUUUAUGGAAUUGAACCAAGAUUGGAACAUUAUGCAUGUGUAGUUGACAUGUUGGGCCGAGCAGGAAAGCUCCAUAUGGCUAUGGAUUUUAUCAAGAACAUUCCAGAAGGUUUAAAGGUCACUGGGGAAAAUGCUGCUUGGAGUGCAUUAUUGAGUGCUUGUAGAAGCUAUGGCAAUAGUGACGUUGGCGCAGUAGCUGCUUCUCAUGUCCUUGAGUUAGAGCCUGAAAGUUCAACUGGGUAUUUACUUGCCUCAAGUAUUUAUGCAGCAGGUGGGUUGUGGGUUGAUGCUGCAAGUAUUAGAAGAAUGGUGAAAGAAAAAGAGGUGAAGGUUGUUGCUGGUUAUAGCUUAGUUUAUGUUGAUAACAAGGCAUGUAGAUUUGUUGCUGGGGAUAUUGAUUGCCAUUCACUAGCUGCUGGAGAGAUGCACUCUACAGUUGAGCUGUUGCAUGCUUGUAUGAAGACUGAAAAGAGAAAUGCUGGUAAUUUUGAUAUAAUUGAUUAGUUACUCGAGAGGCCAUUUGAUAACAAUAGAUUUAACCAGAAAAAUAAUAGUGAGAAAAAAGGUAAGUAAUGCACUGGAAUUGCCAUUAGAAAGACAAAUAAGUAGUGAACUGGUUGAAGUUGGCCCAUCCAUAACACUGGCAAGUUAGUCUGAGGUUUUGGCAUUUGCAGUGGGAAGUUGCUUUCCUAUGCCAGUGUGCCGUGUCUUCUCCAUGUUUGCAGGUGUAGGAAUCUAUGAUAGAAGAACUGGAUUGCUGGCCAGCUAUAUGAAGAUAACUUUUUCCCUUGGAAGAGAAAUGUUGAUCAGGGCUAUGUUGUAGGAAGUGCAUGCAUGCACAUUCUUAAUUUUCUGUGUGGCUAAGAUGGUCGUCAUUGCUGUCAUUGUUGCUUUUAACUUGGCAAGACUGCAUGAUGUACUAGGAUUGAACUGGUUUGGACCAGCAGAUUGUCCUUCCCCUGGACUCCUACCUCCAGGUCUCCCUUUGUUUUCUGGAAUCUUCUUACCUUAUACUCGUAAGUUCUUGGCAGUUUAAUCAUUCAAAUUUUGAAGGGUAUUUCAAUAAUAUAUCAGGGUAUUUGGUUUGGACCACCAAAUUUGUUGUACAGGAUUACAACUACAGGUAUUGAUGCAGUCUUCAUUCUAAUUUCAUUCAAAUGUUCAUUUCUGUAUUAUAGUUUGGAUUAUUUUCGAUCAAUGACCAUGUGAGAAGAUAUUGCGUAAGAAAUUGAAUAAUUGCAUUGCAACUAUGAGUGAAUGAGUGAUAGGUGUCUAAAACAUGAAUUUUUCCGUUACUUGACCCUUCUCUCUCUCUCUCUCUCUCUCUCUCUCUCUCUAUUGUUUAUUAUAAAGCAAACAUAUCCAUGCCUUAUACAGUCAAUUUCUGUCUCUUUUAGGUGGUAAAUAAUUCUCUGACUAAGCACAUAUUAGAUGGAUUCUGUCCACUCUUAAGAUCCUUUCUCUGUCAGUCUGGUAAACCUGUAAGAUAACUGACAUGAGUUUCUUCGAAAGAAAUUCAUGAUUAGGUGACUUCAUUUCAAGGGAGUUCUGGUUUAUUGUGACUUAAUAUAUUUGUCUUAUGGUAAAACUGUAAGAAAACUUUGUUAUGGUUUAUGCUAUUAUUUGUCUUUUUAUGACUGCUGCAUAUUAAGAAGGUUAGUACAAGCCCCUGUUCUGUGCUAAAACAUUCACCCCACAGUUAAAAAAAAAAAAAAAAACUAAGAAUGUCUGUCUUAUAAUAGUUAACAAGUGAGUGUUUGGUUAUGUCAGUUCAGAAUCAAGACGUACUAACCAGUUAUGUUCCAUCACCCAAUAUAAAUUGAGCAUGCACUUUUUUCCAAUCCUCCUUUCAUGUGUAAUGCUGCAGAUAUCAAGACUCGAUCAAGAGCAUCUUUAUACCAGAAUGAACCUAUAUUCUCAGUCGGCUGCCUUUUGGCUUGGUGAUUUUCUCGUGUGUAUGGAUAUUCCCGAGGCUUUUGGUUGCGGUGGGAAUUAUUUAAAUGGUUCCUAGUGUCCACCUGAUGAUCAGCAACGCCUUGGUGGAGUGUGCAAAGAGUGGACAACAGGAAUGCUCAUCUAAUCUAUACAGCUGAGAUUAGCUGUAGCAAAGCAGCAGGGUUAAGAACUAAUUGGUUCCACUGUUUUUGCCACUCAGCUGAGGUUCAUUUGUAUCAAAGAUGCCUCUUACAGAGACUUUUCUGAACAGAUCCUUACAAAAAUUGAGCAAUGAAAA